This is a messenger RNA of Fusarium coffeatum, 2061 nucleotides long. RefSeq lists its product as uncharacterized. The coding region runs from base 1 to 2061 and encodes 686 amino acids. Lineage: Eukaryota; Fungi; Ascomycota; Sordariomycetes; Hypocreales; Nectriaceae. The transcript is spliced from 2 exons. The record is from RefSeq and is a predicted model, not a curated record. Gene Ontology annotation, molecular function: hydrolase activity, acting on ester bonds.
AUGAAAGUUUCACUUCUUAUCGGGCUCUCGAUCUUUUGCUUGGUCGCAGAGAGUCAUCUUCCUCGCCUUAAGCAUUCCUCUUUACACUCCGCCUCUACAGACCCACUGAGACUCAGAAAGCGAGCAGACGAAGACCCUUCUGAUUUCUCAUGGGUCAAGCGCUGGGCUGCUAUCGGUGAUAGCUACACAGCUGGCAUUGGCUCAGGUCGUGCCCUGGGCAAGUGGACCGACGGUGAGCAUCUUGAUAUCGGCUUGAAAGAUGAGAAGGCUCCUGUGUUCAAUAUCACACUUCCAAACCUUGACAUAAGCGGCCAUGACAACUGGUACUGUGCUCGCUACGAUAUGUCCUAUCCGAUGAUCAUCAGCAGACUGUUCGGUACGCAUGUUGAUGAUUUCCAGUAUGCUGCCUGCAGUGGAGAUCGUGCUGGACAGAUCUAUCAGCAGGCCAAGCAGAUUGAGGGCGAUCUUGACUUGGUCACGAUGACAGCUGGUGGUAACGACCUUUGUUUGGCUGGCAUCAUUCAGGAAUGUAUCCUAUUAUCCAUCCGCAACCAAAAGGCAUGCGAAGCCGUCCUCCAAGUCGCCGAGAAGAACGUCGAAGAGAUCAUCAAGAGCAACACCAAGGACAUCCUCCAUGCCCUAAACGAUAAGAUGAACCAGGACGGCAUAGUAGUUGUACUAGGCUACGCUGAAUUCUUCAGCACCGAGAACGAUGACUGCGAGAAGGAAUACUGGGAUAUCUUCUCUGGCUAUGACUUGCCAUUCAUUCGCAGGCAGAAGCUGACCAUUGCUCGUCGUCAUCGCUUCAACGCCCUUGUCAAGAAGAUCAAUUCUGCUAUUGCGGAUGCUGUCACGGAUAUAUCCAAGGAUAGCAAGAUCAAGUACAAGGUUGGCUUCGCUGACUGGAACCCUUGGGUUACUCAUGCUGAUAUCGAUGGACAAAUGUGUUCUCCGUCUAGCAAUGGUGACUACCCUGACAAGAACCAGCCCGGAAUGCAUUUCAUCAAGCCUGGCACCAAUCCCAACGUCGUUCGAGAUGAAUUGCGUAAGCGUUCGUUUGAUGAAGAUGAUGCUGCUCUCGCUGCUGAACUGGAAGAUGAACUCGAGGCUCAGGAAGAAGCUGCUUCACAGAGGAUUUGGGGUUCCAAGUUCUUCAACAGUCCCAACCCUUCUGAGAUGGUUCGUCGAGUUCUUCGUCGCCGUGAUCCUAAGGAUCCCGGAUGUCCUGGAGAUGGUAACUGGGACUACACCAUGGGUCUUGGUCUGCCCAACAAGAUUGGCGCCAACUUCCACCCAAACGAAAACGGUCAUGUCACGAUGGCUAGUUUCGCCAUGGCAGAGGUGAUGGAUCUCCGAUCACUCGUGCUAGGCGUGGACGCACCCAACUGCGAGAUUAAGGAUGAGUUCAAGUGCUGGUCUGACGACGAUUGGAAGAUCUACGCUAGCGCCGAUCGUCUAGACAAACACUAUGAAGACUUUUGUAAGAACAUCGAACAGCCGAAGCACGAGGUAGGAUGGGAGUACUCAAAGAAGUACGACGAAGGCACACCAGAUGAGCACGAAUUUAAGAUCUCGCUUAGCAAGGAAAUGGCAGACUACGAUGAGUCGGAGUGCAUCGACUCAAUGAAGAAGCUAAUUCACAACUGCGAUACGAAGAGAAAGAUGAAUUGGAAGAGCGGAGGUAUGUACGUUCGCGACGAUGGCGCGUACACAUACGAAGUCAAUCCAACGCGGACAAACCGUCCUUGGCCGCCGCCCGAAUAUGGUGUAGGAACCUGCAAGGGUUGGUAUCACGUUCUUUGGAGCUCGUACAUAAUUGAGGGAGGAGGUUUCUCGACUUGGGAUUAUGGGCAGCAGACGAUGCGACCGUCUAUGGAUGCGUGUUAUGGAUUGGGGACUACUGGGUGGGAGUUUGAGUAUUAUGAUGAGCCGACUGAAGAUGGGUAUGAGUGGAAGGCGAAGUUUAAUACGCCUAUCUGGGUACGGUCGCGGUGUUUUAAGAAUAAUUGGGUUGCGAAACAGGCGGGAGGAUGGACUGAUGGAUGUGGUGGCAACGAUUGA